GGAGUUACGCAGAGAUGGAGAAAAGAUUGAAGGUGUGGGUUUACAGGGAAGGAGAGCAUCCCUUGGUUCACACCGGGCCCUUCAACAACAUUUAUAGUGUUGAGGGGCUGUUUAUCGACGAGAUGGAGAGCAGGAAGAGCCGGUUCAUGGCUCGCCAUCCCGACGAGGCACACCUAUUCCUCAUCCCAAUCAGUGUAUCCAACAUCGUCAAUUUUCUGUACAGGCCUCUUGUCACAUAUAACCGUGAUCAACUUCAAAGGGUUGUUAUGGACUAUAUUGGCGUUGUAGCUGAAAAAUACCCUUAUUGGAAUAGAAGCCACGGUGCUGAUCAUUUCUUGGUUUCUUGUCAUGAUUGGGCACCAGACAUUUCACAAGCUAAUCCCAAGUUCUACCAGAACUUCAUUAGGGUUUUAUGCAAUGCCAAUACAUCAGAAGGGUUUAAGUCCCAAAGAGACGCCUCCAUUCCAGAAAUCAACAUACCAUAUGGAGAACUUGGUCCGACCCCGCAAAAUACAAGCCUCGACAAGGGUUCAAUCCUUGCCUUCUUCGCCGGAGGAUCUCACGGUCUCAUAAGAAAGAUCUUGCUGGAGCAUUGGAAGGACAAAGACAAUGAGGUGCAAGUGCAUGAGUACCUAGAAAAUAAGGAAGACUACUUCAAGUUGAUGGGUAAAGCCAAGUUUUGCUUGUGCCCUAGUGGGUACGAAGUGGCAAGUCCAAGAGUAGUCACAGCAAUUUCUAUGGGGUGCGUCCCCGUCCUCAUUUCUGACAACUAUUCAUUGCCCUUUAGCGACGUUCUUGACUGGAGCAAAUUCUCGGUGUACAUUCCGUCGAAAAAAAUACCCGAAAUCAAGACGAUCUUGAAAGAGAUUUCGCACUCGAGGUAUUUGGAACUGCAAAAGAGUGUGACGGAGGUGCACCGGCAUUUUACGGUCCAUCGUCCUGCUCAGCCUUACGAUAUGCUUAACAUGGUGCUCCACUCUGUGUGGCUAAGAAGACUCGAUGUUUCACUGCUUUCUUGAUAUGCAUAUAUUUGAAAUUUUUGUUUGACUUUUUUGUUUGUAUUGUGUUAUAA
This is a messenger RNA of Malus domestica (apple), 1072 nucleotides long. Its product is annotated as probable glycosyltransferase At5g20260. NCBI's taxonomy places the organism in Eukaryota, Viridiplantae, Streptophyta, Magnoliopsida, Rosales, Rosaceae. The record is from RefSeq and is a predicted model, not a curated record. Gene Ontology annotation, molecular function: glycosyltransferase activity.